Sitophilus oryzae (rice weevil) is the source of this 1286-nucleotide messenger RNA. RefSeq lists its product as uncharacterized. The coding region runs from base 68 to 1003 and encodes 311 amino acids. NCBI's taxonomy places the organism in Eukaryota, Metazoa, Arthropoda, Insecta, Coleoptera, Curculionidae. The transcript is spliced from 6 exons. The record is from RefSeq and is a predicted model, not a curated record.
UAAACUUGAUGAGGUUAACCACUCUGGGUAAGAUUCAAGAAGUCCUUGUUGUUUUGUUGUUCUUUAAAUGUGUUUUGGUUGUAGUGGUAUCCUUGAGAACGCUGAGAAAUUAUUGUCCAAGUUGGAGGAGAGCGAGCCAGAGCUGGCAACGUGUCAAGAGGAGGAGUGUGUUAUCUGUAUCCAUGCCAAAGCAACAAUGCAAACCUCACCAUGCGGUCAUCAAGUUGUUUGUCGAAAAUGCUUCGUCAAAACCAUCCAAAUCGCUGUAUCCCAGCGACUUCUUCCGCUGAGAUGCGUCAUUUGCCGUGCAAAAAUAUUACGACUGAAAACAGGCCCAAUGUUUCCUACAUCAGCUAGCGGCUACUCUAUGGCCUCCAGGACAUCCUCGGUUCCGGCUUCGGACAGCCUGUAUAGCGUGAGCAGCGGAGGUUCUUCCAUAUCUUCAUCUUCCUCGGGCUCUACCGAUAUCGCUGCAAAUAUAAAAGGCAUGGACCACAUUCAUGGAGCAUGCUGCAAAGGUAGAUGCGUAGGAGGAGCUUAUCCCAGACAACCAUCAACGGGAGCUAUCAAAAGAUCUCAAAAGCAGGACAUGAAAAUGACAUUGAAAGGCUACUGUAGACCGGAAAAGAACCACAUCAAUCGUCUUCCUCCAAUCAGAGAGUCGAGUCCAUUGCACAGUGUACCACCAGCAUCAACAAGAAUAAGAUGUGCACAGAAAAUCGUAACACAACUUGAAAUGCCGCUACUGAGCAGAAAUCCAAAAGGCUACAAGUACGAGAAGCUGUCACAAGAUGAAGAGGAUGAAAUACCACCCGUUAAAAACAACAACAAUAGUCGAAAAAAUGGCGAGAAAAAAAGAUGGUGGUGCGACCGAAGCAAGAGCGAGGAGAAAAUCGACAACAAAAAGAACGAAAUCAUGGAGAAAAACAUGGAAAUGAAGGAGAAAAUGGACAAGAGGAAGGGCUGUAAAAAGAUACUGCUGUUUGGUGAAGAGAAUUUUUAAGUUUGUUUCAAAUCUGUGGAAGUUAAAAAGAGGUUAUAAGUUAUAAACUAUAAAGGCAUUGUUAGGCUACAUAGUUUGAAUAUUUGCUGACUUAAUUUCCUGUUCAUCAGUGCCGUUCUAAUUUUAUUUACGUGUAAAACGUGUAAAAGUAUAAUAUAAAGUAGACACAAUAAUUUGUUGGUUUUGUAUUUCGUUAUCUAUAAAUGUUAUUAGUUUCUAAGCGAAUUUCAUAAUUGAUUCAUCACAUGCACAGAUAAAGGAAAUAAAUUUAAAUUUAGAUUGG